Molecule: messenger RNA, 1284 nt
Organism: Saprolegnia parasitica CBS 223.65
Lineage: Eukaryota; Oomycota; Saprolegniomycetes; Saprolegniales; Saprolegniaceae
Exons: 10
Coding region: 1-1284 (427 amino acids)
Source: RefSeq, a predicted model, not a curated record
AUGGACAGCACGAGCGACGAGGACCGGGACGAAGUGAGCGCGCUCGUGCACCCAACGAUAGCCGCCAAGCGAAGCCAUCGGCGGGUCAAGUCCAUCGGCGUCGGUGGACGGCUCGAGCUCGCCAAGAUCUCGACCGACCAAAAGGUGGAAAUUCUCGAGACGGAGCUCCAACGCCAGUCCAAGGCGCUCGAGGAAGCCCAAGAGGAGACGCAGCUCGCGGCGCGCAUUGGCCAGUCGCUCUUGCUUCAAAACCAAAAGCUCGACUACGAAUGGGAGUCCAAGCUCGCUUCCAUGACCAAGCAGCACAGCGACGACACGGCGCGGCUGCAGGUGCUCGAGCGCGACCUGGCAACGCUGCAGCACGACUACAAUGCGCUGCGGUCGGCGCGCCUGCACGCGGACGCCGAGCUCGACCACCUCCGCAUCGAGAACGCCGACCUCAAAUGCAAUGCCAAGACGACCGUCGACGAUCUCUGUCGACUGCAGCAGCGGUAUCGAAAGCUUCAGCAGCAGUACCGAGAGCUGCACGCGACGCACGAAGCCUUGCAGUGCGACCACGUGAGUGCGACGAGCACAGCGCAGCGAGCGAUGCACGACCUCAAGGUGGCGCGGGAAGCUGCGCAGCUUGCGGCCAAGGUGCACGAUGCGAGGAGCCAGCAGCUUUCGCACUUGACGAGCGAAGCCAACACGGUGCGCGUGUUGCGCGACAAAAUUGCGAGCUUGGAGCACCGCCACGCGCUGCAGUCGGACACCGUCGUGAGCCUCAAUGAAGAGAACGCAGGCCUGCGCGAGCGCGUGGCGUUGGCGACCGACCAAGUGCUCACACUGACGAACGAGCGGCACAUCAUGGCCGAGCGGCUUGCGCACGAGCGCAACGUCGCCGAAGGGCUGAUGCAAAAGUACGAAGAGUACCUGCAGCGAUCCCCCGUGAGCCCGCGGAGUCCGCGCGACGGCUUCUUCUCGAGCGGGUCUCCGUGGAAGCAGCGGUCGCUCUUCCACGAGCUCUCGGUCCACCUCCGGCACGAGUGCAAACCGCCGGUCGUGCCCUGGACCGAGUGGCUCCUUGCGCACUCGAAAUUGGGGCUCGCCCGGCUCUGGACGGUCCCGUCACCCGCCAGUCUCUGGCGCGCGCCACCGUACCCAGUCUGGAAGGCCACGGCGGUUUUGGUCGUCGACUGGCGACUCUACUGGAUCGCGCUCACGAGCUGGGCGUGGCUGCCGUGGUAUGGACUCCAACGCAGCCUCGAGGCGUACGUCGACCGCCACAAGGCGCGUCGAGCCUAG